Odontomachus brunneus is the source of this 4142-nucleotide messenger RNA. RefSeq names its product glutamyl aminopeptidase-like. The coding region runs from base 1009 to 3717 and encodes 902 amino acids. Gene Ontology annotation, molecular function: metalloaminopeptidase activity; peptide binding; zinc ion binding. The transcript has 14 exons. Lineage: Eukaryota; Metazoa; Arthropoda; Insecta; Hymenoptera; Formicidae. Gene Ontology annotation, cellular component: cytoplasm. Gene Ontology annotation, biological process: proteolysis; peptide catabolic process. The record is from RefSeq and is a predicted model, not a curated record.
UCGAAAAGGUAAAAGAUAUCAUACAUAUAAGUACUUUUUAUAAUUGUUAUUAUUCUAUAUAUUAUGCUAUAAAUCAUACUGUUUCCGUAAUUUUACAAACAUCUUACUCUAUACAAGCAUUUUACAUUCCAAAAAUAUAUUAAAAUAUUUUUAAAUGUACAAAACUUAACUAUUGAUUAAUUAUAACUGGGCUACCAUGAACGUACAUUUGAGAUAUCUCAUAUAAUAUAUCUGACAAAGAAUAAUAUUAGGAGUAAAGAAAAAGAACCAAGUUAGAGGAAAUAAAAGGAAAUAAACAUUGAAACUUAAGGAAAGUGAGAAUUAUUGAAUAGUCUUGUUGCGACUGUUAAUGUCAAUAUUGUUAGUUGCACUUGUCAAUCGCAUUUUUACUUAAAUACGUUUGAAAUAUUUCAAAUACUUUAUCUGGAUUACUCACGUAUAUAAAAAAAUGUUUAACGUUGAAAGUACAAAUUCUUUAAGAUGUAUCAUACAUCGAAUAAUUGUUUUGUAUGGGUUGCAUUCGUAGAUCAUUUGCGUGGAUGUGUUUACUGACAGACAGAAUUUCUUAUUUAUAACGAUAGUAAUUUAACUCGUAGUUACAUAGUUUUAUCUUAGUUCUUACAUAUAAAUAUAUCAGAUACGGUUAUCGUUGUUAGUUUAAAGCGAUUCGUUGAGAGAGAAAAUGAUACGAUCCUCAAAUUAUAUUUCCUAGUGAAUUAUUUAUUGAAGAAACAUUUUCAAUGCAAAUUCGGCAAACAUAACUAGGUACCUUGCAUGAAAAGCUAAAAGCGUCAUGUUCAGCUUUUAAGUUAUAUGCGUUUCAAUUCGCAAUAUACAUCGUAAUAUAUUUUAUGACAAUGCAAGUAAAUAUUGCAUUAUUUAUAAGUGAAUUGGAAUGUAAUUGUACAAUCUGCACUACAGUUAUAACGUGUGACCACUGCUAAAAUUCAGAAUUAAAAUUGUCAGUCAUACACAAGAAUUAAUUAACUGUAACAUCGACUUAUUUUUAUGCAGACGUUAUUGGAAACAAAAAUGAGGUCAAUAAUAUUUCUUGGAAUCGUUCUGAUAUUUACCGUCGCGGUCGCUAAUGGAAUGCUUUCCAGGAAUAUAAUAAAUUGCUCGUCUGUUUCUGAGAAUUUAAACAUCUCUGAAGUAAUGCCAUUAAGAUACGAUGUUAGAAUAAUAGUAAGGCCACGUCAAAGAAUAUUGUCAGGUAUUCUGAAUGUCUUGAUUGACGUCAAGAAAUCAACGUGGAACAUAAGCUUACAUGCAGUAUCGACACGCGGCUACAAUGCAACAGCUGAACCAGAACGUGCACCUUAUAAACUUUUCGAAUUCCAAUAUUGUGACAAAAAGAAUGUUUUAAUUUUGAAGUUUAACAAAAUACUAAGUAAAGGAAAAUAUUGGUUAACACUAGCAUAUACAUCCGUUAUAAAUCGUUAUAUCGAGAACGUCUUUUAUCCAACUACUUGGACUAGCGAAAAUCAGACAUGGUUGCUCACAAAUCUCUACACACCACACGCGAUACGAGGAUUCUUUCCAUGCUGGGACGAUCCGAGAGUAAAAGCAACUUACAACAUCUCCGUCCAAUAUCCUUCAGAUUACACAGUUCUUUCAACAAUACCCCAAAAAUAUUUUUUCUAUGUAGAGCCACCGACACAAUUUGGCAUAAUAUUGAUACAGUUCAAAGAAUUCGUUUUGAUGCCCACUCAUCUGAUAGCAUUUUUGAUAGUCGGUGAUAUCAUGAUAGAUUAUAAUAAACGCGAUAUCCAUUAUAUGUGGCACAAAAUAGAUGCGGGUAAGAGAUUCACUUAUAUACUAGAAAUAGCAGAAAUGGUAACAUCUCAUUUUAUUACUGACAUGAAAAUAAACUCAUCGGUCAUCUCUCCAAGAAUUGACCAUGUCGUACUUCCAAGUGGUCCUAUGAAGUCAAUGGGUGUACCCGGACUUGUCGCUUACAGGGAAAAAGAUAUUAUUUUCGACGAAGCUUUAAAUUCUACCGGUCAAUAUCUUGACAUUAAAAUGUUAAUAGCAUACGAAAUGGCGCGGCAAGUUUUCGUCGGUGUUGUCAGCCAGAAUUCAAGUGAUGAUUAUGUGUGGUUGAAUGAGAUGUUUGCAUCAUUUUUCGGCUAUUAUAUCACAAACAAGGUAUGGACGCCACAUCGAAUAAUGGAGCUGUUCGUAGUUAAAAUUAUUCAGCCCGCUUUAGAUAGUGACACGUUUUUAGAGAGAGAACCUAUUAUAAACAAGGCUAAGAAUAGCAAUGGAAUUGAUGCAUUACUUUAUCCUCUCUUAUAUCAUAAGAAAGCCUUCGCUCUAAUUCGCAUGCUGUUCAAACUUUACAAUCCUGAAGUUUUCAUAGAGGCCAUUAGAAGAUAUGUAAAUGAACGUACGAAGGACGUGUGGACUAUAUUGGAAGAAGUUCAUUCUCUAAAAUUCGAAAGCAACUAUACGGUAAAAGACAUUAUGAAUACUUGGUUAACUACAAAACAUCACCCAGAACUGUUCAUCCAACGUGAUUAUGUGAAACGGACUGCAGCUUGCAUUUCAUCGCGCCCAUUUAUUAAGAGUAAUCCCGAAUGGAUAAUACCUGUCAAUUACAUUACGGAAUCUAGUUAUGAGUCCUACAAUAUCUCGGAGGUUCUUUGGCUUAAAUGGGGUAAAGUGAAAAGUAUUACUUCCCUAAAUAAGGAUGAUUUUCUUAUAGUUAACGUAGAAGAGUUAGGUUACUAUCGUGUUAACUACGACACCAAAAAUUGGUUAAUGAUAUCGACUUACUUACAAAAAAAGAAUUUCUCACAUAUACCUCCCAUUAAUCGCGCCCAACUCAUAAAUGAUGCGUAUUAUUUCACAACAACAAAUCAAUUAGGAUCUUAUGUCUUCGUCAAUAUUACUAGGCAUCUAAAGAUGGAUACAGAUUUUAUAGUGUGGUAUCCUAUGUUUAACAUUUUUUCGCAUAUGUCACUUUAUUUUAAAUUUUCUGAGAGUAAUCGUAUCAAGGAACAUUUUUUGGAAAUUCUGGAUGGAGUAAUUACGAGGUUAGGAUACGAUGACAAUUUUGGAGAUGAUGCCAUGAGGAAAUCGUUGAGACAUUUAGUACGGAAGUGGGCCUGUAAAUUUGGUCACCAGGACUGUCGAACUGCCGCAUACCAGAGUUUGAUGCUUUAUAUAUAUUAUGGGGAUGAACUGUACAAAAUCCCGGCAUUAUUGAAGGAAUGGAUAUUAUGUGAUGGAUUAAAGUUGGAAGACCCAAAUAUAUGGAACUAUGUAUUGAAUAAAAGUAUAAGUUACAAAAACAUGGAGCUCCUAAAGUAUUUGUCAUGUACAGAAAAUACUUCGAUCAUCGUGCAUUACUUAACUUUGAUGAUACGAACAAAUUAUUUCUCGGAAAUGGAGCAACAUAUGGGACCAAUAUGUCGUGAGAUUGUGAAAAAACAUGUUAGGAGAAGUCCUGUGCUAAAUUUUGUAAUUGACAAUUUUGAUAUAAUACAGAGCAGAUUUCAGCAAGAUUUCCCUCCUGGCGUUUUAUUAAAUGAUAUACUUAUGAAUGUAUAUUCGAUAAAAGACGUUGAUAUGUUACAUGAACUGGCAGAUAAAAUUUUUUCUGGGAAUACGGAGAAUUUUCAUGAAUCACUUACAACAUUAACAUACCAACGGAAAAAAUAUCUAAGGAAAGUGUUGAGUAAGUUUCAAAUGUUUCAUCGUCAAGUUUAUUAAGGCCGCUACAGUUUCCCGGAUCUUUGAACAAAUCGACACUAUGUGGAAUAAUUUGAAAUAAUCGCCAUACAAUUGCAAUUAUCGUUUAAAAUCCGUUUCCAUAGCGACAAACAAUUUUGAAUAUUAAAUUUGCUAAAAUGUGGUAUGUGAGUUACCUUUGACGCUUAUAUAAAGUCUAACAGAUCUGACAUGAAAUAAGACACAUCCUUUUACUAUUUAUAUAAUAGAUGAAUGAUUGUUCAUUACGUUGAGAGAUAUCUAUUAAUAAUAUAUAAUGAGCAGAUAUAUUAAUAAAUAAACAAGAAUUGUGAUAGAAAAAGAACUGGUAUAUACGUGCAUUGUAACUGCAGACCUACGUAUGUAUUGUAAUUGUAUUGAAAUUGUCUUUUGGUUAUUAUUAUUUAAUAAACUCUUCUGCAACAGCU